UCAGUUCCGCUCCGUCUGGCCAAUCGUGUGGCGCUGUGCUUCAGCACCAUUGCAGUGUGGAGAUCAUACGGAGGUACUGCUCACCGAGAGAGGGACCGUUGGAGGGACGCAUAUGCGACCUGAGUGACCGCCCUGGGCAAACGCCACCUCUGCUUCCCCGGUACGGUCACCGUGUGACAUCCCCAUAACCAGCUCCAGUCACGGUGACCCUCAGCGAGUGACAGAUGUGUGGUACCGUGGAGAACCAUUUGCCUCUCCUAGUGGAGAUUUGAGUUCUGGGACACUGAGGCAGCCAAGGGGGGGUCUCUGGAGAAGAUGCUGGGUUCAGAGCGCGGUGUUGUCGAAGAAUGGCUCUCAGAAUUCAAGUCCUUACCAGAAACCCACAUCCCCAGCUACGCCGGCAGCCUUCAUCUGAAGAAGUCCCUGGUGCCGGCACUCUACAGAGUCAUCCAGGACCCCAACAACGAGCUGCUGGAGCCUGUGUGCCACCAGCUGUUCGAGCUGUACCGGAGCUCCGAGGACCGCUUGCGACGCUUCACGCUGCAGUUCCUGCCUGAGCUGGUGUGGGUCUAUCUGCGCAUCACUGCCAGCAGAGAUCGCCAGAGCAAUGGCUGCAUCGAGGCCCUCCUCCUCGGCAUCUAUAACCUGGAGAUUGUGGACAAAGAUGGAAACAGCAAGCUCCUCUCUUUCACAAUCCCAUCUCUAUCCAAACCAUCGAUAUAUCACGAGCCUUCUAGUCUGGGGUCGAUGGCACUGACCGAGGGAGCUCUCUGUCAGCAUGACCUGAUCAGAGUGGUAUACAGCGGCCUCCACCCUCAAAGAGAGACCUUCACUGCCCAGAACAGGUUUGAGGUGCUGUGUUUCCUCAUGUUGUGCUACAACUCUGCUGUGGUCUACAUGCCCCUUUCUUCCUAUCAGUCAGUCUGUCGGAUGAGCUCACGGUUGUGUGUAUGUGGAUUCCCUCGUCAGCAACAGAAGCUUUGGAGGGAGCCUUGCAACCGUGUGCUGCUGGACCCUGAGUUCAUGGUGCAGAUGCUGACUGCCGUGUAUCACGCUAUAUACAAUGGGGAGUGGGAGAUGGGGCGAGAAGCUCUGGAGGACAUUGUGUACAGAGCCCAGCUGGAGCUUUACUCCCAGCCUCUUCUGCUCGGGAACGCCAUGAAAAACUCGCUACCAGAAAGCGCUCCCGAUGAACCGAGGGGGCGCAAGGUGCUGCAGGUGGAGGUGACGCCCACCAUUAGCCGUAUAUCCAUCUCAGCCAUCACCACCGCUUCCAUACGACGCCACCGCUGGAAGAGAGAGGAUUGUUUUGACUACUCAACCGAUGCAGAGUUGAGCCUCUCCGUCACUCCUCCUAGCCUCGCCCAGCACCUCCACCACCACCACCACCACCACACUCCCUGGGACCCCGAAGCUAAAGAGGAAAGAGGAGUGCGGCCUCACAGCUACCACAGCAGCAGCAGCAUCAUUCCCCCCAUCACACUUGAGGGUAGGGGACAGGGGCGGACACUCAGAGCAGAGGGGGUCUCAGAAGAAGACGCUGACGGCAUGAGCGGCGGGGAGGAUUCCUUCAACAUCAACGACCCAGACGAAGGUUUCUCCUCCGGGGCGUCCAACAGCAGCCAGCCCAGCGGCACCAAGGCUGGCGGCGGCGUGGGGCCGAGGGGUGGCAGCCUGAACAGCAGCAGUAGCAGCAUCAAGAAAGCCAUCACGGCCCGGCUGUCUCGGGACAAGGAGAGAGAGCGGGAGAAGGAGCGGGAGAGGGAGGCCGAAAAGCAGGCCGAGUUGUCAGCGGAUCAUCAGACCGCCGUGAAGAGGCAUCACCAGAGGCAGCAGUCCCCUCCGGCCAGCAUCACCUUGGAUGCCAUCCACCUGAGUCCCAUAAAGAAGCACCUGAGCUUCCCUGUGGGGCCCACGCUGGUGCGGACUGGGAGCACCUCCUCCAGCAAGUCCUUUGACUGCAUGAAUUUCAACCUGAACGGAGGCGAGGACGAGCGAGAGGAGGCGGCGGGAGGCUCCGACAAGGAAGGAGCGCUUCUAGCAGGGGGCUCCCACCGCCACUCCACCAUAAGCCUGCAGGAGGAGCACCUGAUCAGGCCAGAGGAGGCCCAGGACCUCCUGUCUCCUGGAGCUCCUCUAACCAAGCAGUCGCGCUCCCCCAGCUUCAACAUGCAGAUCAUAUCACAGGUUUAACGUCCAAACGCAGGGAACGGUAGACACACAUACACAAAUAGCUGUUCAUUACACACACAACAUCAUGCAGUUUUUCUGUGACUCUUUACAGCUCUACUAUGACGACUUCUGUCUACCUGUGUGUGUGUGUGUGUGUGUGUGUGUGUGUGUGUGUAUGGUGUGUGAGUGUUUGUGUGUGCGUGUGCGUGUGUAGAAGUGUUUAAAAAGUAGGAACACAUCUUCAGAUCUCAAGAGCUGUGUCUCCACCCUUUCGGCAUCCAUUAAACUUACAGUUGUGACCUGCAGUCGUUGCUGGUGGGUAGAGUUCCUGAGAACACAUGAAAAAGCAGUAAAUGACUACAGUCGAGUUGUAAAAGAGUCCAGCAUGUCACUGCAUCCUCCCGUCUGACCAAGCUGAGCAUUCCACAGAAACUCUCCUCAGAGGGAGGAUAUGACAAAAAUUUGUAAGGAUUCCACGCUAGCUGUAGGUCAUAUGUGACAUUUCAGAUUUUCUUGAGUUUCCUGACUGAAUCAGUCAAAACGAAUCAGCAAUAACACUUACCGUUGCUCAUGUGGAGAAGAGUGGGGAUUGUUGCUCUUUCUCUUCAUUCCUUCCCUUUCAUUCCCGGGCUCACGUGCAAUCGUUCUUGCUGAUUUUCUUCCUGGAUAAUCGCUUUUUUCCUCUUUUUUUAAAAAUUAGGCAUAAAGGUUUUAUGACUAAAAAAAAUCUUUAAAUGUUUAGUUUUAAAUCACAAUCCAAAGACGUUUGUUAUUUUGUUUUUUUUUCAUCACUUGUUCGACAAUGAUUUUGCAGAAGACCCGUGUGAUCUCUAGGUUUCAGGCCAUGACCUUCAUUUUUGAUCUGUAAAAUCAAACUGGAAUGUGGUAAGGGUUUGUCUUGACCCAAGCUUUUAACUGGACAAAUCUAAAGAAAUCAUUACUGUGCAGCUAUUAGAGGAAAAAGAAUUAUGUCUCCUGACUUGAUUUAAAAUCUGAAGCUGAAGCUCGUUGGAGAACUGCAUUGGACAGUGCAGGUUUGUGUCUGACGCUUAAGGCAAUGACUGUAUUUUAUACCGGAUUGUUACCAUGAUUCAAACCAUUUCAUGGAUCCUUCCAUCUGAAAGCACUUGUUGGCAUGUUUGUCGGUUUGUGUUGAGGUUGUGGCUUGUGUGUAGCGUCACGUCCGAGCCGGUGAAUGGCUGCCCUCUGGAGGCUUUUACUAUUCGCUGCGCAUCAGCAGUCUCCAUGACUGUCGCGCUCCGAUUGGAUGCUCAUAAAACAUUUUGUUCUACCUCAUUGUGUGUUCAUCUGCCACUCAGACACGUCUCCCAGUCAGAUGCAGAAAUUAAAGACCCCAUUAGGUUUGAAACUAGAGUGAGAGGACCGCCGUGGUCUCACAAUGCAUCUGUAAUGAUACUGUAAAAUUGUGACCGACCGUCUCGGCCUUGCAUUUCACUUCAGUCACAUCAUGCACAAAGUCUCGCUGCAAAACAAGAACACGUCACAAAUUGACUUCAGGUUUUUGCGUUUUCUGUCAUAUAUCAAACGACCACAUUGGGAUUAACCUGCUUAUUUUUUAAAAAAAUCCUAAAAUGUCCUGCCUAUCUUUUUUUUUUUUUUAUGUGAUGAUUUUUGAAGUGCAAUUUUUUUUUUUUUAAUCCUCAUGUGCAUGGAAUUGGAUCUUCUCUGCUGUGAAAUGCCUGCAUCUGUGCACAGUGCUAGCUAGCCUUCCGUCGUACUCCCUGCCCAGGCUGCGUGAUUUGAACAUGGCGUGCUUGUCUGCAUGUUUAGUGCCCCGCAAAGCACUGCUGUUUCAGAUGCAUGAAACAGCCAGCGAGCCAAACCCAAGUCCUUGUCCUUGUCUUUACCAGAUGUGCCAAUACGCAUCCUCUCCUUAAGGAAGUUAUUAUUGUUUUAUUUGGUUGGGUGUCUUAAUUUAAAAUGCCUACUUUUUUUUCUAUUUACUGGUCUUAAAAAGUUAAGAGACAACAAAGGGAGUUUUAGACAUGUGGCUCAACGUGCCCUUAGAUGCAGCUUCACCUUUUUUGCCAUGAAUUUCUUUUCACUCAUCACAGGUGCGUGCGACGCACCAUGCUGUCACAAUCACGACACCGCUUCGCUGUUCACUCAACAUAGAAACAGUAUAUUAUGCGUCCGUGUACUGUAGAUGUCAGCUGUCGCAUUGCAUUUCCCUUGUCUUGCUCACGUGCUUGUUUAAAAAUGAGGAUGAAUGAUUUAUGUAUAUAAAAGUCAGUUCAGUGUGCAGUGAAAAUCCCACACACUCAUGCUUCCUGCUGUGCUUGAAACCCUCACAGCUGCUGCUCCUUGGUCCUGAGUGAUUGCUGUGUGUGUGUGCUUUAGCCUUAAACAUUUCAGGCCAAAAAGCCUCGUUUGUCGGCUCUUCGGCCUCACAUGCUCGUCCUCCUCUGCUGGACCGGACUGUGUGAGAAGAAGAAGACGAAGAGCAGAGGAGUGCAGCUGCAGUUCACACCUGGUCUGUCUGCUGUCGUGUCUCCCAGUUGCUGUAUUUUGCUGUGAGUCGAGUGGCACCUUUUUGCUGUUUUAAAACCGGUGACGUGUUCAAAAAUACGUGUGCCCCUGACCGAGGUUACCAGCAGCCAUGUUGGUACUGUAUGUCGACUUAGAGUAACAGAUAUCCCUCAGUGUGUGGUGUUAUUUGCAUGUGAUCAGGGCGGGAAAUAAUCGACAUCAGCCAGGCAGUGUCGAUAAAGUUUGAUCGUGGUUCAAAAUUUCAUCCGCCAUCCAUUUUGGCAGAGUAAUAAGCUUUUUAAAUCCUCAAAAUCUGCUUGCAUUUCAAAAGAACGCCUUCAUUUUUGGGGUGAAGACUAGAUUCAGUCACUGUGGCUGGAGAAGAAAGCUCAUUUCCCGUCCUGCAUGUGAUAACUGUGGGCUUUGUUUUCAUACAGUAUAAUGCACUUUAAUCCAUCCACCUCUCUCAAGAUAGUUAUCGAAAUGACAUAUAUAGAUGUGCAAAUGUGUAUACACUCAAUGCAGGGUUAUAGUCUCUUUAAAGUAGUACUUAUAUGGGAUGUCACAUCCAACACAAUGCUAUUUUUGUUAAAGUCUAAGGGUACAGCUAUUUAUUAUUUUUUCUUUUCAAAACCAAAAAAUAAAAACAACACAAAAAAAAAUUUACGGGGUUGUGGAAGGUCUCAGGAGUUUAUCAAAAAGCCACAUUUUUAAAAAAUGGCAGCACCAAAAUUUCUGUUCUUAACGUCAGAAUUGAUUCUAUGCAACAUUUUUUCCCCUUUUUCUUUUCUUUUCUCUUUUUUUGUUCGUUAAUUUUUGCCGUACGGGCUUUGAUUGAUCCUUGUCGGGUGGGAGGGGGCACAUGCAUUUAAGCUGAUUUUAAAGGCUCAAGCCCCCAACGGUGUCCCCCAUUCAGCAAUUCUGUUUCUACACCCUGCUGCGGUGCUACAGAGCAAACAACCUCUCUCAUGUAGGUGAAAUAAGACGACCAUCCAUUUGUCAUCCGACUGCCCUCACAGAGAGAAAAGGCCACACCUGGUCUUUUGGUGCAUGUCGAGCCCGUCUGUCAGUUUGCUGCUCUGUGGCUCAAUGACGUCAGAUGGUGUUUGGAAUAUAAACAGAUUAGCAAUGAUGAAUCAAAUCUAAAGGCUUUGAGGGAAGCUGCUGGACGAUGUGAUAACACUGUACUUAUGAUGCUGUAUAAAUGGAGAGAAAGACUUAUUUUAAAUCUUGUAAAUAAAAAAAUGUACAAAGGUGAAAGCAAGAUAAAUAUAAAAAAAAUCUGAUAAGUCUGAACUGUAGAGAGAAAUUAAUCUGUAUAUUGUUGAAUAAAUAUUGUGCCGUAAAGGA
This is a messenger RNA of Amphiprion ocellaris (clown anemonefish), 6012 nucleotides long. RefSeq names its product hyccin 2. NCBI's taxonomy places the organism in Eukaryota, Metazoa, Chordata, Actinopteri, Pomacentridae. Bases 316 to 2193 code for a protein of 625 amino acids. The record is from RefSeq and is a predicted model, not a curated record. Gene Ontology annotation, cellular component: plasma membrane. Gene Ontology annotation, biological process: phosphatidylinositol phosphate biosynthetic process; protein localization to plasma membrane. The transcript is spliced from 13 exons.